GGUGAAUACAAAACCAAAUCUAAGGAACAUCUCUAUGAUGUCACAUCACAAAAAGAAAAGCAAAAGAUUAGAAAACAUCAACUCGUGUUUCGCGUUAUAAAUUAAACUUUUUAACAAAAAGAAAGCAUAGUCCUAGUUACAGCCACACCAACCUUUCUAGUAGGUAAGCAGCUACGCCCUUUAUGGGUCCCUCUCUCUUUCAAACCACACAUAUACGAGAGAGAAUGUAAAUAUGUCUAUACUUAUUAUAUAAGUUAAAGAGUUAAUACUCUAAACACUGAGAAUCAUUGAGAGACUUUGGAAACAUCUAAACACGAGAGUAGAAAUUUCACCAAAUAAUGAUACAAACAAGAACUAUCUUUUCUAACUCUUACACCCAAAACAAUGUCUCACUCCUUUUGCCUUAGAUAUAUAGUUAUAUAUUCUAUAGUAUUUUAUACCAACCCAAAUCUCUAGCUCGCGUCUUUGUUACAUUUCUUGGAACACUUUGACAUCAUAAAAGCUUUACAAAACUUAACAAUGGUGAGUUCGUCACUUGGUUCCGACAAGGAGAAAAAAGGAAGUAAGCAGCCAGUGUAUCGUGGAGUUCGCAUGAGGAGUUGGGGCAAAUGGGUAUCUGAGAUACGUGAGCCACGUAAGAAGUCGAGGAUCUGGCUCGGGACUUUCCCCACGGCGGAGAUGGCCAUGCGUGCUCACGACGUGGCGGCUUUGAGUAUCAAGGGAAGUUCCGCUAUACUAAACUUCCCUGAGCUCUCGGAUUCUCUCCCUCGACCCGCUUCGCUCAGCCCUCGUGACGUCAGAGCUGCGGCCACCAAAGCGGCUCUCAUGGACUUUGGUUCGACGGUAAGGUCUGAGAGUGAGACGAGCGAAGAAACGGCAGUGUCCGGUCAAAAGUCAGAGAGUGAGAGUAACGAAACGACGACGUCGAGUAAAAGGUCGGAGAGUGAGACUAGUGAAACGGCGUCGUUCUCUUCAUUCUCGGUGACGAGUGUUGAUGAGGACAGUACAGUCUCGGACGAUUUGGACAACAUCGUCGAGUUGCCGAGUCUUGGAACGAGUUUAGACGAGUCAAGCGAGUUUGUGUUUUUUGACUCGUUGGAGGAUUUGGUGUUCUUGCCGUCAUGGUCACUGAGUGGUACGGUAGAUGAUUUUACGUAUGACAAUGAUUCUCUGCUGAACUCGGUUUUUCAAGAAAGCUUUUCUUGGAAACAUUUUCCUGAAAAUUAAAUUAAAAUCGUAUUUAUUUUUUUGUUUUGUUGGCUUUAGUUUUCAUGGGAUUCUCUUAUGGUUUUUUUAUUUGCGUGAGAUAUCUCCAAGAAAGAUGAUGAAAUGUAAGUGUGUAUACUCUUGGGUUUAGCUGAAAUAAUGACAGCAGUGUAGUGUUUUGAGGUU
Brassica napus (rape) is the source of this 1392-nucleotide messenger RNA. RefSeq names its product ethylene-responsive transcription factor ERF043-like. The coding region runs from base 520 to 1227 and encodes 235 amino acids. Gene Ontology annotation, molecular function: DNA-binding transcription factor activity; DNA binding. The record is from RefSeq and is a predicted model, not a curated record. The transcript has a single exon. Lineage: Eukaryota; Viridiplantae; Streptophyta; Magnoliopsida; Brassicales; Brassicaceae. Gene Ontology annotation, biological process: regulation of DNA-templated transcription.